Molecule: messenger RNA, 903 nt
Organism: Bombyx mandarina (wild silkworm)
Lineage: Eukaryota; Metazoa; Arthropoda; Insecta; Lepidoptera; Bombycidae
Gene: mms4
Product: Methyl methanesulfonate sensitivity 4
Biological process (GO): double-strand break repair; mitotic intra-S DNA damage checkpoint signaling; resolution of meiotic recombination intermediates
Cellular component (GO): nucleus; Holliday junction resolvase complex
Molecular function (GO): crossover junction DNA endonuclease activity
Source: RefSeq, a predicted model, not a curated record
AUGUACGUGGAGAUCCAUCCUGUGCUAGCUGAAGCUUGGUACAUGGCGGACGUCUCACGGGAGGUGACUUCUGCCUCUGCCCAUCUCAUAACCACAUCAAGUAUCUGCGAUCCCGCUUUGGUCAUGUGGAGCAGGCAGGUGCCGCAGACCUUGAUCAAUGAUGAUGGACUGGCGAAGCUAGGCCCGCAGAGCGAGCGCGCUUCUCUGGCGCUGUACGUGUGUACUGCGGAGGAGGCGGCUCGGCACGUGCGGGCGGGGUCGCUGGGCGCGCACGUACGCCGCGUGCGGGACCUGGCCGGCGCCGCGUUGACUCUCGUCGUCUUCGGCGUCAACGAUUACUUCAAGUCGUGCGGCCGCAAGACGAUGAACAGCAGCCGGAAACUGAUCGGAGAACUCGAUUUGGAGCUCGCUAUUACCGAUUUGCUGGUGACGACCGACUGUGACACGGUCCUGGUGAACUCCUCGAGCGAACUGGCACUGCUGAUCGUCCAGCACACCAAGGCGAUAGCCGAGGCGCCGUACAAAAUGUCGAAGCGCGCUUACGACGAGCAAUCCGAAUUGUACUUGCGUGGAGAAAACAGGAAAUGCGUCACCGUCGACAAACAAGGCAACGGAGUCAGUCGGCUGUGGCAACAGAUGAUAGCUGUACUGCCACAUUCCAGUUUAGAAACGUCGAGAGCAUUGUGCGCUAAAUAUCCAACUCCGCUUGACCUGUAUGAGUCCCUUAACUCACCGGAUAGUGUUAAUGAAUUGGCGAACAUCGGUGUAUCAAGAACCGCUGUCCCGGGUUCAAAGGCGCGUCGCAUUGGACCUGAAUUUGCCAGGAAAUUACACACAUUGUUCACAGUCACCGACGGAGAUAUUUUGUUAGAUUGAUUUAUAAGUAUUUAUUAUUAAAUAAAU